Molecule: messenger RNA, 2185 nt
Organism: Carcharodon carcharias (great white shark)
Lineage: Eukaryota; Metazoa; Chordata; Chondrichthyes; Lamniformes; Lamnidae
Product: zinc finger protein 501-like
Exons: 4
Coding region: 837-2075 (412 amino acids)
Biological process (GO): regulation of immune system process; regulation of cytokine production; negative regulation of transcription by RNA polymerase II
Source: RefSeq, a predicted model, not a curated record
UAUCUGCCUGUGAAACAUGGACGAUUUACAGUGAUCAGGAAAGGAAGCUCAACAACUUUCACCUUCGCUGUUUGCGGCACAUCCUGGGCGUCUCAGGGACAGAAUCAGGAAUGCGGCAGUCCUCUCAAAGACAAAUCUCCCAAGUAUGCUGGCUGUCAUCAAGCAGAGGUGACUUCACUGGCUCGGUUUGGAGUUUCGAUGCCGCUGUUUUUACCCAAAGUUCCAUGCGAAACUGAAAGUGCCCUAUUCACCCUGCAGGAGCCUAGUGCGCAGGCGCAUUGCCCUGUCUCUGGAGCAUGCGCAGUGUCACUGAUCAGCGUCGUGCUUCAGACGGUUUGGAAUUCGUUGUUUGGAAUCAGGUGAACGCGGCCGGGUCUAAGGUAGGGAACGGAGCCGAUUGGUGGGGAGGAGAAGAAGCGGAGUCUUCAGAAACACCUUGCGUAGGCCGCAAGCCCCGAAUAAGAACCUAAAGCUCCCGCCUUUGUAGCUUUGGACUUUUCCCCGGAAACCGUCCCAGGUUAAUGCCGCCAUCUUAGUUCAGCGAGGUGCAGAGCGCAUGUGUGGCCAUUCUGGUGACGCACAAGAGUGGGCGGGGCUUCAGGGACCAGGAGAGUUUUGAUGCUGAAACAGAAACAAAAACUGAUGGAAAAACUCAGCAGAUCUGACAGAGCAUUCUGAAGCUGCCGUCUCCAGCAAGAGAUUUUAAAUAUGAAAACAGUGAAAUUGUUUCUGAAGGGUUUAGAAAGGGAGGAUUGUUGUCAAGAAACUCAAACCAACAUUAGGAUCUGAUGGAGUCGCCCAAUUUAUCGUAAUCUGAAUAGCAUAGACUCUUGCAGAUGGAAGGAAAAGGCACCGUUCUCAGUGGAGAGAAAUUGUACACGUGUUCUGUCUGUGGACGAGGCUUCAGCCGAUCAUCUGGCCUGUCGAAGCACAAACGCAGUCACAGUGGGGAGAAACCAUGUAAGUGUGGGGACUGUGGGAAGGGAUUCAAUCACCCAUCGGAGCUGGAAACUCAUCGACGCAGCCAUACUGGGGAGAGGCCGUUCACCUGCUCUAUAUGUGGGAAGGGCUUCACCCAGUCAUCCCACCUGCUGAGACACCAGCGGGUUCACACUGAGGAGAGACCUUUUAAAUGCCCAGACUGCGGGAAGUGCUAUAAAGGUUCCAGCGAUUUGAUGUCCCAUCAACGUGUUCACACUGAUGAGAGACCUUUUAAAUGCUCAGAUUGUGAGAAGUGUUAUAAAAGUUCUGGGGAACUGAUGCGUCAUCAACGUGUUCACACUGACGAGAGACCUUUUAAAUGCCUAGAUUGCGGGAAGUGCUAUAAAAGUUCCAGCGAACUGAUGUCUCAUCAACGUGUUCACACUGAGGAGAGACCUUUUGAAUGCCUGGACUGUGGGAAGUGCUAUAAAAGUUCAGGAGAACUGAUGCACCAUCAACGUGUUCACACUGAUGAGAGACCAUUCAGGUGCUCUCACUGUGGGACUGGGUUCAGGAGAUCAUCUGGCCUCACUGAACACCAACGAAUUCACACUGGGGAGAGGCCAUUCACUUGCACGGAGUGCGGGAAGAGAUUCACUCAGUCAUCCACCCUGCUGAGACACCAGCAAGUUCACACUGAGGAGAGACCUUUUAAAUGCCCAGACUGUGGGAAGUGCUAUAAAAGUUCUGGGGAACUGAUGCUUCAUCAACGUGUUCACACUGAUGAGAGACCAUUCAGGUGCUCUCACUGUGGGACUGGGUUCAAGCAAUCAUCUCAACUCACAAAACACCAGCGAACUCACACUGGGGAGAGACCAUUCACCUGUACUGCAUGUGGGAAGGGAUUCACUCAGUCAAACACUCUACUGACACAUCAGCAAGUUCACAGUGAGGACAGACAAUUUAAAUGCCCAGACUGUGGGAAGUGCUAUAAAAGACCCGGGGAUAUCCCACCUCAUGACACACCAGCAAGUUCACACUGGGGAGAGGCCGUUCACCUUGAUCGUGUGUGGGAAAGGAUUCACUCAGCCAUCCACCCUGAUGAGACACCAGCAAGUUCACAAGUGACUCCAGGAGAUGGAUUUUGCUGUUAAUCACAUCCAGGACACAACCACAUUCAGUGGAGUCCUUUUUCUGCUGAUAUUAACAAACUCCAGCCUAGUUAUGGGUGUUAAUAUUAUGGAUAAAUUAGCUUUAUGUCAAA